Messenger RNA from Photinus pyralis (common eastern firefly), 1086 nucleotides. RefSeq names its product protein ALP1-like. The transcript is spliced from 3 exons. The coding region runs from base 1 to 1086 and encodes 361 amino acids. The record is from RefSeq and is a predicted model, not a curated record. Lineage: Eukaryota; Metazoa; Arthropoda; Insecta; Coleoptera; Lampyridae.
AUGAAUCCAAAAGAAGCAGUUUUUAGAUAUACUCUAAUGGAGCUAUUAGAAGAUGAAGAUUCGACUGCCAGCUCUGAUUCCGAAGAUAGUAUAGAGGAAAAUGUUUUACAAGCAUGUAUGAGUAGUUGUAUAAAAGGCAGUCGUAACUGUAUUAAGCUUUUUUUUGAGAAUACCGUUCCAACCUAUUCUUUUGAGGAAUUUAAAAUGCAUUUUCGUAUAACAAGACCACUGUUUAAUAGUUUGGCCAUCAAGUUUAGAGACAGCAGUGAAUACAAAAGCAUAGAAAGACAUUACAAUACUGUUUCUUAUGAAAAACAGGUUGGGUUAUUUUUAUGGUUUGCAGGACAUGAGGCUUGUGCAUACAGAGAUUUGGCUGACCGAUUUGAUCUUUCAUUAUGGACAGUACACACUAUAAUUUAUAGAGUGUCCAGAUUCUUAAGUAACAUGUCAGUAAAUGUUAUAAAAUGGCCUUCUCUACAACAAAGGCUUGAAAGCGAACAAAAGUUUUCAUCCAAAUACAAUUUUCCCGGAGUAAUAGGAUCAAUCGAUGGCACCCAUGUCAUUAUUGAUCCUCCCAAUGACAAUAAGGAUAAUUACAUUGACCGUAAAGGCAAUGUUAGUAUAUGUGUACAAGGUAUUUGCAAUGAACGCAAAAAAAUAAUAGACAUUUUUAUUGGUUUUCCUGGCUCUACUCAUGAUAGUAGAGUAUUAAAAAACUCUCCAAUUUUCUCUGAGCUUCCUACACUUAUAGAACAAGGACACUACUUACUUGGUGACUCAGCUUAUCCUUGCCUUCCAUACCUUAUAGUACCUUACAGGGAUAACGGACAUCUCACUCAAUCCCAAAAAUAUUUCAAUAAAAGAUUAAGCCAAAUUAGAGUACAAAUUGAACAUACUUUUGGGUUAUUAAAACAACGGUUUAGGGCAUGCUGUGUAUUACACAAUUUAGCAGAUCAAACAGAUUUAGAUUGUUUUGAAGAAGCAAAAUUGGAGGAAAAUAUUCAAACAGUGUACGAAGGGCGUGAGGAAAGUGGAAAACUUCUACGCGAUGAAAUAUGUAAUAAAAUAUUUAGAAAUAAGAACUAA